AUGUCCCUCUACUACGACGCUGUCACAGUCCUCACUGCCCCCACAUCAACCGGUGGUUCUUUCAAGUCCCGUAUCUACAACUCCCGCUCUCUCAAAUCCUCGCCUGCACAGCUGUAUGCGCUGAUAAUAGAGGCUUCGAAGUGGGACGUCCUCCUCAAGGAAGUCAUUGAAGCAGCGGGAAUUUUGAAGGUAGAACCAAAGCUUACUCCACGUCUGGCACUUUUUCUCGUGCACGAUCAUCUCCUCGCGAAGAAUGGCAUCGCAGCAGCGGCUUCCCACCCACUUCGUCAGGCGAUUGAGCGACAUAAAACACGACUGAAGGCCGAAUUUACUAAAGCCCGCGUGCGCCGUGGUUGUGCAUCUAUACCAGACUUAAAGGACGCCGUUCGUCGCGAGAAGGACUCUAUAAACGGUGUCUCGGCACUGUAUCCCCGCUGGGUGCGCAUUAACAAUGUCCGGACGGACCUGAAUACAGAGCUACAAUCGACAUUUGCCUCAUACCGCAAAGUUGACACUCUUCCCGAGCUUGUAGAGAAGGAUGAAUUCCGGGUGCGCAUCGAUCCGCACAUUCCGGAUCUCGUGGCUGUCGCUCCUGGCGUGGAUUUCUCGACGUCGCCAGCAUACCGCAACGGUGAGAUAAUCCUGCAAGAUAAAGCGUCUUGCUUCCCUGCGUAUCUUUUGCUCGGUGAUCAAGAGGUGUGGCAAGGAGAUUUAAUGGAUGGGUGCGCGGCUCCGGGGAAUAAAACAACCCACAUGGCUUCACUCCUAUGUAGGACAAAAAAGUCCCGCAGUCAUAUAUUCUCCAUGGAUGCCUCGCCUAUGCGUGCGAAGACGCUGCAGAAGAUGGUCUCUGCUGCUGGUGCCGAUCCGCUCGUCUCUGUCCUUCCCGGCCAGGAUUUUCUAGCGCUGGAUCCUCUGGACCCUCGAUUUGAGAAUGUUACCGGACUCCUUCUGGACCCCAGCUGCUCCGGAAGUGGGAUUAUCGGCCGCGACGCAGUCCCAACCCUUGUUCUACCCUCUGGGUCUACUGCGCCCGAGAAACAAAGGCGCGGCAGUCAAGGAAAGAAGCGCAAGCGUCGGCAUGAUGAACCGGAAGACCGCCAGGAACAAACUGCAGAGGCUUCAGUGGCAGCUAACUCCGAUACGGAUGAAAACGAGCUCUCUAGCUCACAUCUCGAUCCGGAGCGUCUAACUAAACUUUCAAACGUCCAAACCCGCAUUGUUGAACACGCUCUAUCUUUCCCAGCUGCUACCCGCAUCACAUAUAGCACGUGCUCUGUCCAUCUAGUCGAGAACGAGGCCGUUGUUUCGCGUAUCCUUGCAUCCGAUGUGGCGAAACGUCGCGGGUGGCGUAUUAUGCGACGAGAUGAGCAGCCUCAGGGAUUGAGGGCAUGGAAACAUCGAGGCGUUCGCACUGAGGAGUCUCGAGCUAGGGAUGGUGCCGUUCAGGCCCCCGAUAUUAAGGUUGACUUAUCUGAUGAGGAACUGGAAGGCUGUUUGCGCUGUUGGCCGGGUGAUGAUGAGGGACUAGGAGGGUUUUUCGUGGCUGGGUUUAUUCGUGAUAAGGAGCUUGCUUGGGACGGGGAAGCUGAUGAUCCCGGUCGCUUUUCAAACGGGAAUGAGGAAGACGAGGAAGAUGCCGAGUGGGAGGGGUUCUCGGAUUAG
This is a messenger RNA of Aspergillus tanneri, 1665 nucleotides long. It is a transcript of the gene NSUN5, whose product is annotated as rRNA (cytosine-C5-)-methyltransferase RCM1. Lineage: Eukaryota; Fungi; Ascomycota; Eurotiomycetes; Eurotiales; Aspergillaceae. Gene Ontology annotation, cellular component: nucleolus. Gene Ontology annotation, biological process: rRNA base methylation. The record is from RefSeq and is a predicted model, not a curated record. The transcript is spliced from 2 exons. Bases 1 to 1665 code for a protein of 554 amino acids. Gene Ontology annotation, molecular function: methyltransferase activity.